CAGAGGCUCGAGCUGGGGCAGUGCUUGGGCGAAAGGCCGGAGCGGGCUUGGCUGGUACCAGGAUGGCGGCGGCCCUGGCGUGGGUCCUGGUGGCGCCUGGUGCGAGUUCCUGAGCUGCUACCAGGCAGGUGACGCUUCCUGUAGCCCCCAGCAUGCGGGCAGGACUGGGUCCCAUCAUCACACUGGCCCUAGUGCUGGAGGUAGCAUGGGCCACAGAGCUUAAGCCCACAGCGCCGCCCAUCUUCACUGGCCGAGCCUUUGUGGUAGCAUGGAAUGUGCCCACACAAGAAUGUGCCCCACGCCACAAAGUGCCGCUGGACCUCAGUGCCUUCGAUGUGGAGGCUACCCCCAAUGAGGGUUUUUUCAACCAGAAUAUCACCACCUUCUACUACGACCGGCUAGGCCUGUAUCCACGUUUUGAUGCAGCUGGGAUGUCUGUGCAUGGUGGUGUGCCUCAGAAUGGCAGUCUCUGUGCACACCUGCCCAGGCUGAAGGCAUCUGUGGAACGAUACAUUCAGACCCAGGAGCCUGGGGGGCUGGCAGUCAUUGACUGGGAGGAAUGGCGGCCUGUAUGGGUUCGAAACUGGCAGGAGAAGGAUGUGUACCGACAGUCUUCACGCCAGCUGGUAGCCAGCCGACACCCUGACUGGCCAUCAGACCGAAUAGUGAAGCAGGCACAGUAUGAGUUUGAGUUCGCUGCUCGGCAGUUCAUGUUGAACACACUCCGUUACGUCAAGGCAGUCAGACCUCAGCACCUGUGGGGCUUCUACCUCUUCCCUGACUGCUACAAUCAUGAUUAUGUACAGAACUGGGAGACCUACACAGGCCGCUGUCCCGAUGUGGAGGUGGCACGGAACGACCAGCUGGCCUGGCUCUGGGCUGAGAGCACAGCUCUCUUUCCCUCUGUGUACCUGGACGAGACACUGGCAUCCUCCAUACACAGCCGAAACUUUGUCAGUUUCCGUGUUCAGGAGGCCCUUCGUGUGGCUCACACCCACCAUGCAAACCAUGCCCUCCCGGUGUAUGUCUUCACGCGCCCCACAUACACCCGAGGACUCACAGGACUUAGCCAGAUGGACCUUAUCUCUACCAUUGGUGAGAGUGCCGCCCUGGGCUCAGCUGGUGUCAUCUUCUGGGGCGACUCAGUGUAUGCUUCAAGUAUGGAGACCUGCCAGUACCUCAAGAAUUACCUAACACAGCUGCUGGUCCCCUACAUAGUCAAUGUGUCCUGGGCUACCCAGUAUUGCAGUUGGACCCAGUGCCAUGGCCAUGGGCGCUGUGUGCGCCGCAACCCCAGCGCCAAUACCUUCCUGCACCUCAGUGCCAGCAGCUUCCGCCUAGUGCCUGGCCAUACGCCCAAUGAACCCCAGCUUCGACCUGAGGGGGAGCUCAGCGAAGCAGACCUCAACUACCUGCAGACGCACUUUCGCUGCCAGUGCUAUCUGGGCUGGGAUGGCGAGCAGUGCCAACGGAAGUAUAAGCGGGCAGCUGGAAAUGCCAGUAGAGCCUGGGCUGGAUCCCACCUUACCCGUGUGCUGGGUUUGGUAGCGAUGGCUCUCACCUGGACCUUAUAAGGGAUCUCUACCCUGGACAUCAGUCCAGCUGGCCUCUGGUGCAAGGAUCUCCUUGGCAUGAGGAGCCUGUUAGGGAUCAGACAGAUGAGUCUGGAGCGGGCAGUGCCCCCCAGGAUGCCUAGCAGAGCAUCCAUACAACUUACCACCCCCCUGUUCUAAGGGGGAGAAAAACAUCUCCUGAGAUGCCCUCAUCUUGCCAGAGAAGGCGGAGAAUACAGCUAGGCCAGGGAAGGCCUGACUCUACUCCCUGCUCCUGGAUAGUUUAUAAUUUUGGGGUCUCUUUUGUAAAUUAAAUAUAAAACAACUCCUGUGA
Messenger RNA from Grammomys surdaster, 1887 nucleotides. RefSeq names its product hyaluronidase 2 (gene Hyal2). Bases 153 to 1574 code for a protein of 473 amino acids. Lineage: Eukaryota; Metazoa; Chordata; Mammalia; Rodentia; Muridae. Gene Ontology annotation, biological process: carbohydrate metabolic process; hyaluronan catabolic process. The record is from RefSeq and is a predicted model, not a curated record. The transcript has 4 exons. Gene Ontology annotation, molecular function: hyalurononglucosaminidase activity; hyaluronoglucuronidase activity.